This is a messenger RNA of Vicia faba (fava bean), 2028 nucleotides long. Lineage: Eukaryota; Viridiplantae; Streptophyta; Magnoliopsida; Fabales; Fabaceae. The record is from the annotation of a GenBank genome assembly.
AUGGAUUUAGAAGACAAGUUCCUUGUCAAAGUUUCUGGUGUUCAAAGCCUUUCUUCCAGUGUGCAAAGUACUCCAGAAAAAAAUGGCCAUUCAGAUGAUGCUUCGAGAAGUUCAGAACUCCUUCAGGAAUUCAUGAAACAUGGUCCAAAAAAGGAACUUCUUCAAACGUGCUUUGAUAAGGACAAAAAGAACACAUCUUCAAAAAACAGGAUGACUGAAGGAAAGUCAUCUGGUAAGGAUUCUGAUUUUGGACAUCCGAGCACUUGGAUCUGUAAAAAUGCUGCUUGUAGGGCAGUUCUAUCAAUGGAUGACACAUUUUGUAGGCGAUGCUCUUGUUGUAUCUGUCACCUUUUUGAUGAUAACAAGGAUCCUAGUCUUUGGUUAGUAUGCACAUCUGAAUCUACUCUAGGGGACUCCUGUGAAUUGUCUUGCCAUAUCGAAUGUGCCCUUCAACAUGAAAAAGUGGGAGUUGUUGAUCACGGGCAACUGAUGCAACUGGAUGGUGGUUAUUGCUGUGCCUCCUGUGGUAAAGUUACUGGGAUACUUGGAUGCUGGAAGAAACAGCUAAAUAUUGCAAAAGAUGCCCGUCGUGUAGAUGUACUCUGUUAUAGGAUAUAUAUGAGCUACAGACUUCUGAAUGGAACUUCAAAAUUCAAAGACCUGCAUCAAAUGGUUCAGGAGGCAAAGGCUAAACUGGAGACAGAAGUUGGUCCUCUUGACGGAGUUUCUGCCAAAAUGGCACGAGGCAUUGUCAGCAGACUCCCUAUUGCCAGUGAUGUACAGAGACUCUGCACUCUUGCUAUUGAGAAAGCUGAUAGCUGGCUGGCCACUGCUCCCAAUUUAAAUCCAGGUUCCAAAGAGGGUUCACUUCCUGCUCCUUGCAAGUUUGUUUUUGAAGAGGUAACAACUUCCUCCGUCAAAAUCAUUUUGAUUGAAAUGUCAAGUAUAUGUUCCAAGGAUAUUAAGGGGUACAAGCUCUGGUAUUACAAGAGUCGGGACGAGCCACACACAAAGGAUCCUGUUUCUGUGUUUCCCAAAUCUCAGAGGAGGAUUUUGAUAUCCGACCUUCAACCGUGCACGGAAUAUACCUUUCGAAUUGUAUCUUACACUGACAUGGGUGACCUGGGUCAUUCCGAAGCUAAGUGUUUCACUAAGAGCAUCGAGAUAAUUCAACAUAAAAUCUCUAAGUCUGUUGCUUCGAAUCAUAAAAAACUGAACUCUCAAGCCGGGGGUGAUUUUUCCACAAUCACAGGCCCCAGAUUUAAGGUUCAAGACCUUGGGAAAAUUUUGCGUCUUGCUUGGGCUCAAGAACGUGGUUACUUUGAGGAGUGUUGCUCCGCUGAUGUGAAAAAUUGCUGUGGACAAGGUGAAAUGAACAAGCCUAAAAUUUCAGAAACGUGGUUUCCUUCAGAUUCGCGAGGCCUUGAUUUAAAUGUUGUUUCAGUUCCUGAUUUGAAUGAAGACCUAACACCUCCUUUUGAGUCUUCCAGAGAUGAAGGCAUUGGUUGCACUUUACUGCAGGCUGUAGAGGCAAUUGAUGAUGCUGCUUCUCAUGACCUACAGAAAAAUGAUUUAGCAAGAUCACAUAGGAGUGGCGACUCACAAACUUGGGCUCAUGGCCCAAGAGAAGUCUCAGCUGUUGAUUCUCGUGUAUAUGCGGCAGGCAGGAAAAGGUCUGCGAGCACAAAUGAAGAAGGACAUGACUGCGACAGCACUUUAAUAAAUGGUUCUCCUUUACGUAUGCCUGACAGUUCACGUUCCUUGGAUGAAAACUUUGAGUAUUGUGUGAAAGUAAUCCGUUGGCUAGAGUGUGAGGGUCACAUCAAACAGGAGUUUAGGUUGAAAUUGCUAACGUGGUUUAGUUUGAGAUCAACCGAGCAGGAACGCAGGGUGGUAAAUACCUUCAUUCAAACUCUGAUGGACGAUCCAAGUAGUUUGGCAGGGCAACUGGUUGACUCUUUCUCUGAUAUUGUAUCCAGCAAGAGGCCAAGAAAUGGAUUCAGUAGUAAGGCCGGGGCAUCAAAAUAA